Messenger RNA from Eruca vesicaria subsp. sativa (arugula), 477 nucleotides. Lineage: Eukaryota; Viridiplantae; Streptophyta; Magnoliopsida; Brassicales; Brassicaceae. The record is from the annotation of a GenBank genome assembly.
AUGAAUCUAACGGUGAACGGGUAUACUUCGGCCCUUAAUGUAGCUUGUGGCGAGAUAAGGGAAGCAAUGAGUCAGUACACUAGAUGUGCCGAUCCAACUGAGAGUGCUGCAAGAAAAGAAAGAAUGAGAUUGGCUGAAGAGAACGGAGAAACUGAAGAAGCUGCUAGAAAUAUGGUUGCAGCAAUAACUGCCUUUAAUGCUCCUAUAUUAAAUGCUGAAGAUAUCAUACCUAUUAAUACAAAUAUGGUUGAAAACCAGAAUGAGAGGGCUGGUGAUAAUAAUGACAACAGUCCUGCUCGCCUCCCUGCACUAGAACGCCUUGGCCCUUUACCAGAGCUUAACUUAGCCUCCACCAGUGCUGAACCUGCCAGGAUCCCUGCAAAGAAGAGACUGGGAAGACCCCCAUUAUCAAAGAAUAAGCCUAAAUCUCUAGGGAUUAAAGAAGGAUCGGGGAAAACAGGGACCGUCAUCAAGUAG